CCGCCCCCCCGCCCCCCCGUCCCUCUCCCUCGCCCUCCCGCUUUCUGGCUUGCCUCUUGCUCGGUCGCCGCCCGCCGGUUGCUGCAUCUCGCCAUGUCUCGAUCCCGCUCCGAUCGAGGCGGCGCUGACGGGCCAUUCGUCUUCCCCCCAUCGCCGGAUUCCACUGGCCCACUCUUCUUCGAUGACGAUCCGCUCUUCGACGAUCCAGUGGCCAUGGCCCACGCGUCCCCCCUGCCGCGAGCGCGCUCGGCGGCUGCGCCAGGACGCUCGGCCUCGGCCCCGGCCCCGGUCCGAUCGACCCCGGCCCCGGCCCCCGUCGAUCCGCCGGCCGAUGCACGCUUCGCCAUCCCGGUGGACAUCUUCGCCGAUGGCCUGCCUGAUGGCAUCCCCCCGGCAUCGGCCGAGAAUCCCCUUUCCUUUUCGGCCUUCCAGUCGAAGAAGUCGGUGAAGGCUGAGCGCCGGCCGUCGGCCACCCCCAGCGUUACCUCCAGCAGCACCCCCUCGCCCCGACCUGCCAGCCCGACCAUUGCUGUGCCUGUGGUCCUGCCCUUCCCGAACACCCCCGGACCUCCCCCGGCGCCGGAUGCCGUCUCGCUCCCGGCCCUCCCGUCCCUUCCCACGCUGCCAGUUGUGCCAACCGCCUUCUCGGAUCUCUCCGACUCCGAGGAUGAGGGAGCCUCUGCGGCCUCCGGCCGGCCGGCUCUUGGCAUCCCCAGUGUCCCCACCAUCCCCACGGUCCCGCCCAUUCCCAUCAUUCCCACGGUCCCGCCCGUCCCCGUUGUCCCGCCCGUCCCCGUUGUCCCGCCCGUCCCCGGGGCCAAGACUUCCACUCGAGCGAAGGUGUCUCGAUCGCGCGAGGUUGCUCUGCCGGUGGUAGACCCGCUGGCCGGCCUGCCGGCGGUGGACGCCUCGCCUGCCACUGGGGCCAAUGCCUCCCCGGGUGUCGCGCCGGGUCCCAUGGCUCGGUCAUCGCGUCCUGCCAAAUCUGCUGCUGCGCUUCCGACGAUUGUGGUCCCGAAUGUGGACCCCGGGACGCCGAGCGCUCCGCCAGCCCUGCCAGCCACCCCCAGCCAGCCGCCCCAGCCGAGCCCGGAAAUCCUGCAAGAGCUCGAGGCGCUUCGUCACAAGGUGGCCAAGCAGGACAACUCCAUCCAGCGCUUGAAGAAGCUGAUCCUCGAGGAGCGCGAGCAACACACCAGCACCCUGUCGACCCUGGAAACAGCCCUCGAGGCGGCGGAAGUGGCCCAGACACGCGUGCACGCCGAGCACCGGGCCAUGCGGGACAAGUGUGCCCAGCUCCAGCAGGAGCUCGACACCACCCGGCAACAGCAGGCCCAGCAGGCCAUGAUGCUGGAGCAGGCACAGCUGCGUGCGGCCCAAGCGGAGGCGGCCUUGGCCGUGGCUCGCGGCGAUCCCGGGGCCUUUGUCCGCGGGGGCGCCGGCCUGUCCAGCCCCGAUGCGGUGGCCGCGCUGGCCGGCGGGCUGGGGCAUCUGAGCGCGCGCCUGGCCCGGCAGGUGGACGAGUCGCAGCAGCACCUCACCGGCCUGCUGCAGGCCGGCCAGGCGGUGGCCGCCUUGUCGCGGGACUUCGAGGCGGCUCUGGCUCUCUUCCGGGAGUCGGGCAGCCACUUGCGCCCGGAAUCCUGAGCCAUGCUCUCCUAUCCUGGUCUUUCUCUUUCCUCCAC
This is a messenger RNA of Fonticula alba, 1685 nucleotides long. RefSeq lists its product as hypothetical. The record is from RefSeq and is a predicted model, not a curated record. The transcript has 4 exons. The coding region runs from base 94 to 1647 and encodes 517 amino acids. Lineage: Eukaryota; Rotosphaerida; Fonticulaceae.